CCGCGAGAGGCGUACCCAGGACCCUGACUUGAGAAUCUGACUCCCGGCGGCACCACGAGACCCCGACUCUAGAGCCGCGGGAGUCCAGAGAUGAGCAGCAAUGACUCCUCCCUUAUGGCUGAGAUCAUUUACUACAGCAAAGAAAAGUACUUCCGCCACGUGCAGCAGGCCGCAGCUGUGGGCCUGGAAAAAUUCAACAAUGACCCCGUGCUGCAGUUCUUUAAAGCCUAUGGAGCCCUCAGGGAAGAGCACAUCCAGGAUGCCAUUGGCAGCCUGGAGAGCAUCCGGAAUCACCCAGACGUGUCCCUGUGCUCCAUCAUGGCCCUCAUUUAUGCUCACAAGUGCUGUGAAACCAUUGACCGAGAAGCAAUUCAGGAGCUUGAGAGCAGCCUGAAGGAAGUCCGCAAGACAGCCAGUGGGACUGCCCUGUACUAUGCUGGACUCUUCCUCUGGCUCAUGGGCCGCCACGACAAGGCCAAGGAGUACAUUGACCGCACGUUGAAGGUUUCCAGCAGCUCCAGAGAGGGCCAUGUGCUCAGAGGCUGGGUGGACCUCAGCUCAGACAAACCCCACACGGUGAAGAAGGCCAUCAGGUACCUGGAGCAUGGCAUCCGGGACACCAGAGACGUCCUGGGGCUGAUGGGAAAGGUGAUGUACUUCACGAUGCUGCAGAACUACUCGGGGGCCCUUGAGGUUGUGAACCAGAUCACCGUCACCUGCGGGAGCUUCCCGCCUGCCUUGGUCCUGAAGAUGCAGCUGUUCCUGGCUCGGCAGGACUGGGAGCAGACGGUAGAAAUGGGACACAGAAUCCUCGAAAAAGACCAAAGCAAUAUCGAUGCUUGUCAAAUUCUAGCUGUGCAUGAGCUCGCAAGAGAAGGAAACAUGACUAUGGCUGCUGAGCACGUUAGGAAUCUGAUUAAGGCACUGGAAACAAGAGAGCCCCAAAAUCCAAGCCUCCAUCUUAAAAAAAUUCUUGUGGUUAGCAGACUGUGUGGGAGGCACCAGGGGAUUCUGCAGCUGGUGUGUAGCUUCAUCGAACGGACCUUCAUGGCCACGUCCUCCGACGCCCACAUGGCCACCGAGCUGGGCUACCUCUUCAUCCUGCAGGACCAAGUGAAGGAGGCAUCUCUGUGGUACUCAAAGGCCAUGAAGCUGGACGAGAGCAGCGUGGCUGCCUUGACAGGGAUGAUCUGGUGCCAGAUCUUAGACGGCCACCUGGAGGAGGCCGAACACCAGCUGGAAUUCCUGAAGGAGGUGCAGCAGUCCCUGGGGAAGUCCAAGGUGCUGGUUUUCCUCCAAGCCCUCCUGGCAUCCAAGAAGCAUAGAGGGGAGCAGGAGGCCACGACGCUGCUAAAGGAGGCCGCCGAGCUGCACUUCUCUGGCAUGCAGGCCCUCCCCAUGAGCUCCGAAUACUUGGAACGGCUGGACCCCACCUUCCUGGUCUGCAUUGCCAAGGAGUACCUGGUCUUUUGCCCUAAGCAGCCCCGGUCUCCAGGCCAGAUCGUGUCUCCUCUUCUUAAGCAAGUCGCUGCGAUCCUCAAUCCUGUGGUCAAGGUGGCACCAGCCCUGACUGAGCCGCUGUAUGUGAUGGCCCAGGUCAAGUAUCUCUCAGGGGAGUUAGAGCAUGCCCAGAGCACCCUGCAGCGUUGCCUGGAGUUGGACCCCACCUCCGUGGACGCCUAUCUCCUCAUGGCUCAGAUCUACCUGGCUCAGGGCAACUUUGCCAUGUGCUCCCACUCCUUGGAGCUGGGCGUCAGCCACAACUUCCAGGUCCGAGACCACCCCCUUUACCACUUCAUCAAGGCCAAGGCCCUCAACAAGUCUGGGGACUAUCCAGAAGCCAUAAAGGCACUGAAGAUGAUCAUAAAAUUACCAACUCUGAGGACGGAAGAGAACAAGAAGUUCCGUGGGCCCUGCGUGCGCCCCAGCGAGCGGGUGUCCAUCUUACUGGAGCUGGCAGAUGCCCUCCGGAUGAACGGGGAGCUGCACGAGGCCACCAAGGUCAUGCAGGACGCCAUCAACGAGUUCAGCGGCACGCCGGAGGAGAUGCGCAUCACCAUCGCCAAUGUGGACUUGGCCCUGAGCAAGGGCAACGUGGACCUGGCGCUGAGUGUGUUGCAGAGCAUCACGCCCAAGCAGCCCUGCUACAUGGACGCCAAGGAGAAGAUGGCCAGCAUCUACCUGCAGACCCAUAAGGACGCCCGCCUCUAUAUCGGGUGCUACCGGGAGCUCUGUGAACAUCUGCCUGGCCCCCACACCAGUCUGCUUCUGGGUAAUGCUUUCAUGAACAUUCAGGAGCCAGAGAAGGCCCUGGAGGUCUACGACGAGGCCUACAGAAAGAACCCACAUGACGCGUCCCUGAUCAGCCGGAUUGGGCAGGCUUAUGUGAAGACCCACCAGUACACCAAGGCAAUUAAUUAUUAUGAGGCCGCCCAGAAGAUUAGCGGACAGGACUUUGUGUGCUGCGAUCUGGCCGAACUGCUCCUGAAGUUAAAGAAGUUCAACAAAGCAGAAAAAGUUUUGAAGCAGGCACUGGAUCAUGACUUUGUCAAAGACAUCCCAUCCAUGAUGAAUGAUGUCAAGUGCUUACUUUUGCUGGCCAAGGUUUACAAGAGUCAUAAAAAAGAAGAUGUGAUGGAAACUUUGAACAAGGCCAUGGACCUCCAGUCUCGGAUCCUGAAGCGUGUUCCCCUGGAGCAACCAGAAAUGAUCCCCUCCCAGAAGCAACUGGCAGCUUCCAUCUGCAUCCAGUUUGGGGAAUACUACCUGGCAGAGAAGGAGUAUGCCAAGGCAGUGCAGUCUUAUAAAGAUGCCCUCUCCUACACGCCUAUUGACAAUAAGGUGGCGCUGGAGCUGGCAAGGCUCUACCUGCUGCAGGGACAGCUGGACCUGUGUGAGCAGCACUGCGCCGGCCUCCUGCAGACCGAGAAGGACCACGAGACAGCCGCCGUGGUGAUGGCCGACCUGAUGUUUAGAAGACAGAAAUACGAAGCUGCCAUCGACCUCUACCACCAAGUCCUGGAGAAAGCACCAGACAAUUUUCCUGUAUUGAACAAACUAAUCGAUCUGCUACGAAGAAGUGGCAAACUUGAGGACGCCCCAGCCUUCUUUGAAUUGGCCAAGAAGAUGUCCAGCCGGGUGCCUUUGGAGCCAGGGUUCAAUUACUGCAGAGGCAUCUACUGCUGGCACAUAGGACAGCCCAACGAAGCCCUGAAGUUCCUAAACAAAGCGCGCAAGGACCGCGCUUGGGGCCAGAGCGCCACCUACCACAUGGUGCAGAUCUGUCUGAACCCAGACAACGAGAUCGUGGGCGGAGAGGCUUUCCAGAACCUGGUGACCGAGAGCAACUUCACCAGCAGGAAGGAGUUGGAGCAACAUGGCGUGCGCACUGCCGAGAAGCUGCUGCGAGAGUUCUACCCACACUCGGCCGGGGGCCAUACCCAGCUGCGGCUUCUGCAGAGCCUGUGCUUGCUGGCGACCAGGGAGAAGGCCAACGUGGAGGUGGCCCUGAGCACCUUCGUUGAGAUGGCACAGGCUGAGAAGGACAGCGUCCCCGCCCUGCUGGCCAUGGCGCAGGCCUGCUCCCUGCUGAAGCAGAUCCCCAAGGCACGCACGCAGCUGAAGCGCCUGGCCAAGGCCCCAUGGGCACUGGCUGAGGCCGAUGACCUGGAGAGGAGCUGGCUCCUGCUGGCUGAUAUCUACUGCCAGGGCGGCAAGUUUGACCUGGCCUCGGAGCUGCUGCAGCGCUGCGUGAAAUACAACAAGUCCUGCUGUAAGGCCUACGAGUACAUGGGCUUCAUCAUGGAGAGGGAGCAGUCAUACAAGGACGCAGCCACCAACUACGAGCUGGCCUGGAAGUACAGCCAUUACACCAGCCCUGCCAUCGGCUUCAGGCUCGCUUUCAACUACUUGAAAGACAAGAGAUUCGUGGAAGCCAUCGAAGUCUGCCGUGAUGUCCUCAGGGAACACCCCAACUACCCUAAAAUCAGAGAAGAAAUUUUGGAAAAGGCCCAAGUGUCUCUGAGGCCCUAGCUGUGGUCAGUGGGAACCAGGGAGGGUGGAAACUCUCAACCUACAGAAGUUUCAUGGAGGGGGGGUAGGGAAGUGGGUCAGUGGAGAAGAGAGCCAGAAAAUAACAUACUCUUCCCCAUUUCUGUGUGUGUGUGUGGUUGAUUUGAAUCAAGCCUAAUCUGGUCUAAAGGACAUCCCAAAGCUUUAGGCUUUUAAGGCGCAAGGAGCAAUUUGACUCUGAAGAAAGAUGUCAACCAGCUUAGCUUCCCCUGGGUUCACUGGGCGACUUCUAAUGGACCCCACUUUUAUCCCAGACUUUCAGGGGCCAAAAGGGAACAAAGAGGUGGUUCAAAAAAUACCCUACAGCUCCUAAUAUUUUUCGGUCAGCCCAUACCAGCCUCCCCUCUCCUCUGUGGUCCCCAGAGUCCUGAAUUACAGAAGCAACCGC
This is a messenger RNA of Capra hircus (goat), 4459 nucleotides long. RefSeq names its product tetratricopeptide repeat domain 21A (gene TTC21A). Gene Ontology annotation, molecular function: protein binding. The record is from RefSeq and is a predicted model, not a curated record. Gene Ontology annotation, cellular component: intraciliary transport particle A. Gene Ontology annotation, biological process: intraciliary retrograde transport; protein localization to cilium. NCBI's taxonomy places the organism in Eukaryota, Metazoa, Chordata, Mammalia, Artiodactyla, Bovidae. The transcript is spliced from 29 exons. Bases 91 to 4032 code for a protein of 1313 amino acids.